UAUAUUCCCGUGCGCAAAAUCGAAUACCAAUAUCAAAUCAAACCAAACCAAACAUCUAUUAAUAAACGACUAAUUCAAUUAACAACUAACCAACCAACCAAUAGGAUAAAGACGGCCGCCGAUAUACGAUAUCUACACGAAUUAAAAGUGCAGAUUUCCCAAAAGCGACGCUCGAUAAGCGUCUCCAAGCAAAUGGAUCGAGAUCUUUGCAAUCAGCACUUUGGUACAUUCGAGACCUUUUGGGGUCGGCCAGGACAUGGAGCUCGGGAUGGCGACAAGAUUAACAAAUUGAAAUUGGACAAUUUGCUUUAUGGUGCACCUGAAACAUAGUAAGCUCGAAAGGCUUAACCCCAAAUUAUUUGCAACGAAUUAAAUCGAUGCUCUAAGCACUGAGCGGCUUUAAUAGGACUUUGCCGACUUGCCUCGCCUGUAAGUUGUCCAAAGUUUUCAAGCUGUUACCCUUUGACAAGCCACAAAGAUUCUUAGAUAUUGUAAUCAAGUUAGACUGUAUAUUUAAGAGAAAAUUAGAAGUGCUUGUAAUAAAAUUU
Molecule: messenger RNA, 548 nt
Organism: Drosophila busckii
Lineage: Eukaryota; Metazoa; Arthropoda; Insecta; Diptera; Drosophilidae
Exons: 2
Source: RefSeq, a predicted model, not a curated record